Messenger RNA from Necator americanus (New World hookworm), 1362 nucleotides. RefSeq lists its product as uncharacterized. The coding region runs from base 1 to 1362 and encodes 453 amino acids. Gene Ontology annotation, biological process: intracellular glucose homeostasis; carbohydrate phosphorylation; glucose metabolic process. The transcript is spliced from 12 exons. Gene Ontology annotation, molecular function: fructokinase activity; glucokinase activity; ATP binding. Gene Ontology annotation, cellular component: cytosol; mitochondrion. The record is from RefSeq and is a predicted model, not a curated record. NCBI's taxonomy places the organism in Eukaryota, Metazoa, Nematoda, Chromadorea, Rhabditida, Ancylostomatidae.
AUGGGAAUGAGGCUGGAUCGCUCAGAAGUCCAGGAAAUUUUGAAUAAAUUCGUCAUUAGCGACGAUGACUUGCACGUUAUCAGUGAAAAAAUAGAGGCAGAAAUGAAAGCAGGUCUUGCUAGUGUGGACGGGUCUAGCAUAGCCAUGCUGCCUUCUUAUGUGCCAGCGUUGCCGGAUGGAUCAGAAGAGGGUCAAUAUGUAGCUAUCGAUCUUUCGGGCAAAAACUUACGCAUUAUGUUACUAACUCUCAACGGUAAAGGACGUGAACCAGCUGCAGUCAAUAACAACUAUAUUGUACCUAAUCACGUGAUGAAAGGAACAGGCGAUCAACUGUUCACUUUCAUUGUCAACUGUCUCCAACGUUUUCUUCAAGAAUUCGGAUUGGUAGAAGCAAAUUUACCUAUUGGUUUUGUAUUUUCGUAUCCUUGUGAGUUGUUGUCCAUAAGAUCGGCUCGACUUCUCUGGUGGACGAAAGGAUUUGAUAUCAAGGACUGUCUGAGAAAAGAUGUUGUUCAGCUUCUCGAGGAGGCUUUAGAAAUGAACAUGUCGACUAAGGCCCAAAUAAAAGCGGUUAUGAAUGAUACAGUUGGUCAACUUGCAGCUGCUGGCCACAAAUAUGGUCCUGAUUGCACGAUUGGUGUGGUUAUCGGAUACGGGUGCAAUUCGUCGUACCUGGAGAAAACGUCUCGCAUAACGAAGUUCGACGCAGCUGCUGUGGGUUACAAGCAUCCGAAUAUGGUUGUUGUUACCGAAUGGGAGGAAUUUGGAUCAAAGGGCGAACUGGAUUCGAUUCUUACACAGUUCGACAAAGAAAUUGAUGCAGCAUCUGUUCAUCAAGGAAAACAAAUCAUUGACAAGUUAACGGGCGCUUUAUAUCUGGGCGAAUUAGUCCGUCGAGUAUUGUCGCAGCUGGUCUUGGAUAGAGUGCUUUUCGAUGGCCAACCGUGCGAAAAGCUGGACGAACCGGAUACGUUCCCGACAAAGUACAUAAGCGAAAUUCUCGCUGAAGAAGAAGGUAGUUACAAGUGCUGCCGUCGAAUCUGUGAUGAAUUGGAUGUACCAAUGCAUGGUUCAAGUGACUAUCAUAUUAUUCGUGAUGUGUGCUAUGCGGUGUCGAAUCGUAGCGCAGCAAUAGUAGCAGCUGCCAUAAGUGCUCUUCUUCGUCAUUUGGAUGUAUCUAAAGUGAAGAUCGGUGUUGGAGGUGCGCUGAUCCAGUUCCACCCAAUCUACCAUAAAUUGCUCCAUGACAAACUAGUCGAUCUUGCUCCUUUGUCGACUGAGUGGGAACUCGUACCGGCUGACGAAGGAAGUGCUCGAGGAGCGGCCCUUAUUGCUGCCGUUGCCGAGAAGAUGAAACUGUAG